Messenger RNA from Portunus trituberculatus (swimming crab), 5277 nucleotides. RefSeq lists its product as uncharacterized. Bases 188 to 1345 code for a protein of 385 amino acids. The transcript is spliced from 8 exons. NCBI's taxonomy places the organism in Eukaryota, Metazoa, Arthropoda, Malacostraca, Decapoda, Portunidae. The record is from RefSeq and is a predicted model, not a curated record.
GAGAGAAACAAUCAGAAACAGCUAUAGCCACAACACCAUGGUUUAAGUUUAUGGUUAGAUAUAUGAUGUUGUUUGUGUGUGUGUUGUAGAUGAGUUGAAAUUGACCCCUGGCAUGCAGUGAUAAGGUUUCAGCAAAUUGGUUGUAAUUACUGUUGGUCUAGUCAAGAUAAUCUAGUCAGGGACAAGAAUGAACAGAAGAGGAAGUAAGGAGGAUGAUUCAGGCUCAGACUGGGACAGUAUGUCAGAAAUUGCUCCACCGCCUGCUGCAAAACAGAAACACAGUUCUUCUGCCUCACCCCCAAAAAAUGUACCAGCAACAAUUCAAGCGAAAGACAGAUUUGUGCCACACAUCGACUCUCCAUUGGACAUACAGGCAACAAAGGAUAACCCUCCAUAUGACUUCAAGACAGAAGUCAAGAGUCCUCUCCAUGUCUCAGAACAAUUGCCUAAACCAGGGAAGCAGAGGAAGGGUAGAACCUAUGAUCCUACAUCAGGGGUUCAGAAACAUGUCACCUUUGCUGGAGAUCAGCCUGCCAGGCAUGGACAGAGAAUUGGAGGUGGAGGUCCUCCAAAUCCAGACAGUGACUCGGAAGACCCUCUCUAUUCAACUGUGAAACCCAAGAACCGAGUUAAGGGGAACAAUCAGCAAAUGGUAAAUUCUGAAACAGAGAAAAAUGAAAUGGUAAACAAAUUAAAAAAAGCAGGGAAAAAUGCUUCAAAAUGUUCAUUGGAAGGCAUUGACAAUCAUGGAUUUGUAGAAGAUAAAGUUUUAUCUUCAGAGUCACCCACUUUGUUCAGUGACCCUCCACAAGGCACCCAGACCAGCAUUCCACAGAUCUCUCUCAAAGCACCAUUACCCAAAUUAUCUGAAAAUGCACAUGGACUUGAAAUGGCACGACAGGGUCAUGACUCCUUCUUAAUGGGAAACAAUGUAUCUGUAGCCAAAGAAUGUCCUCCACCACUGAUACUGACAUCUGGGGAAGCUCUUCUGGAGUCUGCUGGGAAGAGGCCAGUGGAGGCAGUGAACAGGGCCUUGGGAGAAAGUUUUGCCGUCAUCACCCUGCCUUUGACUUGUGUUAUCUUAUUUCUUCACCACCUUUUAAGAUUUGUUCUUCAAGGUUUGGUUCGACCAGUUUUUGUGGACUCCUUGAGAUUAAUCAUUGAAUACCUUGUCCAGCCCUUCAUAACAGGGGUACUGAAGCCCCUCUUGGUCACUGUGCAUGCUGCAUCAUUGCACCUUAGUGAUACCAUGUUAGUGUGCAUACGGCCCUUGACUAAUGUGUUACAGUCAAUAAGGUUAGUGGAGGUUCAUUAUACAAGCAGGUACUCAGUAGAGGAGAUCUAGUCUUGUUUUAGUCAUAUACAUUAAUUUAUGUCUACAUUUUUUAUUUUGAUUUUUUAACACUGCAGGAGAAAUCAAAUGUCUGAGUAGAAUAGGAGUUAUAAUAUGAUAUAGGUGUGAUGGAAGUCAUGAAACACAUUGAGGCUAUUUUUUAUGCUUUGGUAGAAAUUUGAGGUUUCUUUUAUCAGAAUGAUGGACUUCAUAAAUAAGCUGAAAUUUAUGAGAUUGGAGCAAUGAAGAAAUGUAUAACAUUAUGACAUGAUCAUUGAUGGAUUACAAUAGACAGGUUGAUAUUAUUAACCACAUUAUGUUCCUCAUUCCAUUAGUCAUUGAAGGUGAAUGGUUUCUAUUGGGAAUAUACUCCUUCACAUUGUUCAACUAGUCAUUCCGUCCAAGAAUUCCGUCCAUGGUAGCAGUUAUGUUUAAGAAGUGCCUGUUUUAGUCUUUUGUAUAUAUUUAUCUUUUUUUCAGUCACUUGCUGGGUUUUUUUUCACAUUCUGUAUGUUUUUCGUGUAGUGUACUGAGAAUCUCAGGAAAAGAAAUCCAAUGCAAAUACCAUAUGUGUUGAAAUCUGUGUCCAGGAGAUUUUAAAAAUUCCCUUUGUCUGAUGACUUGCCGUCUCAUUUUGCACGCCAAUCUUUUAUCUUUAACUUGCGUUGAUAAAAGUGUCAGUUUAGAUUAUUGUUUGCCUGUUUGUGGUCUUGUUACUGCAACAAAGGUAUAUAGAUUGAGUAUUUUAAUCAAUUUACAUGUUUUCCAAUAUUAUGUCAGGUGUUAGUGAAGAUGUUUGGAAUUUUGAUAGUUAAUAUAUGGCAACCUUAUGCUGUUACACCUCAGGCAUAACACAGCUGGCCACACUUCCACAGCAGGUUUCCCAUAUUUUCACAGGAUUUUUUUUAUUUAUGUCAGUAAUAAUUUUAACUUCCCCACUUUUUCCUUACACCUUUUCUUUACAUAAUGUUAUCUUUUCACACCAAGAUUGGGACUUCCUCUCCUGAUGCACCUUGCUAUUCUUUUUACAUGGCAAUGUUUGUGUUCUUUGUGGGUAUUAUGAUUUAUGUCCACUCCAUCACAGAGUUGCUUCUUACUCACUUUACUGUUUAUUUCAUACAUAUGCUCUUCCAUUCCAUUUAUAUUUACUAUUGUGCUUUACCAUUCUUCUGAGAUGUCUCUAAUACUCUAACUUCUUGAUGAUAUUACUUAAUUUUCAACUCAAAGAUGUUUGUUUUGCAGGCAUUAUUCUUUAUGUUUUAUCUCCAUUUCUCAUAUUUAUUAAGGUUAAAAUAUUUAUAUUCUCUUACAUCUUAUUUUUUCUCUAAUAUAUCCUUAUCAUGGCACUUUAUAUUAAUCUGAAGUGUAAUCUUUUCAAAGAUACAGCAUUUUAGAUGUUGUUCCCAGUAGAUAGUGUAGUUCAUAUGUAGGCAUGGAAAAUAAUUAUCAGGUGAGUGACCAACUCAGGCUCACUUUCUAUACAUGGAGAAAAUUUUUUUUUUUUUUUUUUAUGCAAGAAAGAAUACUGGCCAAGGGCAACAAAAACCUGUGAUAAAAAAAAGCCCACUGGGAUGCCGGUUCCCAAACAAGUUAAAUAGAUAGUACUUAGAAGGGGACUCCAAGGAUACUGAAGGAGCCAUCUUUUUAUAUUUUUAUUUUAUUUAUUUAUUUAUUUAUUUAUUUAUUUAUUAUUUAUUUAUCUAUCUAUUUAUUUUUUUUUCUGCAUGAAGAAUGUAUGUGUAGUUAGAUGCAUGUAGUUUUGUAUGAAGAAAGAGAGUUGUCUUUUGAGGGCAGCUGUGACUGCCCCCUUGUGUUGUGAGACACAAAGGGAAAUUUUCAGUUUCCCUUUUUAAUGAUUAACAAAACCUUAAAAAAUUGCUGCUGUUUUGCUUUAUCUUUUUGUUUGAUCUUUAUGAGUCCAUAUGGUGUUUAGCUACUUAUAACUGAGCCAUUUCAUCUUCAGUGUCUAUUUGAAAUAUUUAACAGACAGCAAAUGACAUGGCCAGUGUUAGUACAUUCAACAGUAGUUUCUGUACAAACAUAAUGAUUCAUGGGUAUUUUUCAUGUGAAAUUUUAGGUAAUCUAAUGAAGAACAUUUAGAAAUGGUAAUUUGCUUUAUGUUUAUUUGUUUUGAGAAUCUUUGUAAUUUGUUUUCUCAUUUGAUAAUGUAUCCUAGGAUGAUUAUUUAUGAUGAUUGCUAGAAGUGUGUAUGUUUUGUUACAUUAAUGAUAUUUGAAUAUAGUAUCUAAAACAGAGAAUUAAUCUUAGUACAAAGCUUACUUAUUUUUUUCAUGGAUUUUGUGAAUUAUUGUGAUGUGAUCUUGUUAUUUAAAGUUCCUUGUUUGUGUUUAUGAAAUAUAAAUGAUUUGAGGUGGUCAAGUUGUAGUUCAAACUUUAAACUUAAUCUCAUGAAAAGGUUACAGUUGUCUCCCAGACAAAACUCCAUGUCAUUCAUAAGUCUAGUCAUUCAUAUCUCAUAAGUUUCUAACUAUCUGUUAAGUAAUAAUGGACAAGCUCUUUGAUAUCUAGAAGGAAACCAAAGAAAAACUUUUAUUUUGGUAAAUGGAAAUAUCUAAGGAAUGACUACAUCAUUGGGUAAUGAUAAACAACCAUUAAGUUUUAAGUUAAUUAUCUUGUCAUUAGCAUUUAAUUAAGUUUAAUGUGAAGUGUGGUCAAUCCUUGCAAUAUCUUAAGGUUUACUUUGUGUAGUAAAUUAUAUUUUCCAAAAAAAUAAUAUAUUUUUAGCCGCAGUAGUGUUAGUGUCACAUUUGGAGUUCAUUGUGUUUCACAUUCAUUUUUCAUGUAUGAAUAUUUUGAAUAAAUUGAGUCAAUUUCUUGUUAUUUUCAGUCACAGAACACCAGAAAAAAUGUAAAAUGAUAUUUUGGUUUACUGUUAUCACCAUUCAUUUAUUAUUAUUAUUAUUAUUAUUAUUAUUAUGAUUAUGAUUAUUGAUUAUUUUUUUCAUGAAUAGAGUGCAUUUGUGAGUGUGUAAGGAAUGGCAUGGAUCUCCGAGGGAGGCCCCAACAUCAGUGAUCUCACACAGAUGUGGAACAAUCAGGUGUGAUGGUAAGAGAGAUUACUUUUAUGAAGGGGUCUUUUUCAAAACCAAACUGUCCAUGCUGUGCAACAGAUCUCUGUAAAAUGAGGAGUUGGGGCCAAACAGGCUACAGAAUAGGUGUGAAUGAGCAUUAAUAACUUGGCUAUCCCUCUUGUUUUGAGGUAACAACAUAUAUGUAUUCUUAUUAGUGGUUUAGAGAGCAUUUUCAGCUAGGUUAAAUGUACUUAAAUGAGUGGCUUGCACCUCAUCCCUUAUGUCUUUUUUUUUUUUAGAGAGCCUUAUGGUGCUGUGCCCUCCACAAUUAAACACCAUUUGAAUUCACUCACUUGAGUGAAUGAUGCAUCCAUAUUAAAUUAUACAGAACAGAUAUAUUGCAAAGUAGCUUGCUAGAGUGAGAAGUAUCUGUGUUAGAGCUGGAUGGGGAGGUGAUACUGUAUUAAUGCACUACUGUGGGAUGUUGAAGUAGUUAAAUUAUUCUGCCACAGAUAGCUGAGGGUAAAACUAUGAGAAUAAGCAAAAUGUGUUCCAUGUCACAUCACCAAAUUGACUUUCACAUUAUUGUGUCUUAAGAAGACACAUUGUAACAAUAUUUUUUGUGUGAGUAAGUCAUUAGCAUCCAUGUGGCUAUUCUAUUCACAUACCAUGGAUUCAUAUUCAUAAUCAUUCAUUUUCUUUCAUCUCCUUGUGGUGUACUAGUGUUAGGUCUUCAUGCCAAUACCUUAAGCUGUACUCAAGUCUAGAUCACAGCCAUCCUUGAAGCCUUAAUACUUACAGAAUGAGUAAGCAAAUCAAUAAGUAUGAGAUCUUAUAAACCUCUUGUUAUUAUUACAAUUGCAUAAGAAUUGUGUUGCUCUCAUAUCCAUAUUUGAGUGAAUACUAGAAAGU